AUGACCACUUACCUCCGCAACAACGCUAUCACUCAAGAAAUCGAACUCAUUUCAAGAAGACGCCCCGAGUCGGUUCUGUACGGGGUUUGGACCGCAAUUCUAGCGCUACAGUUCCCUAUUACCCGGGGAUAUGUCACGCGUCCCCAAGAUCAGCAUACGUCCCAGGGUGGCCAGCGCGGGUUUUCUGAUCUACACAUUUUUCAGUACGCUGGCAAUGCGACCCAAGCAAACAAAUUUCUUAUGGUGCAGUGCAAGACGGCCGGUACUGAGACUCGUACUGCUAUUUGGGACGACGCCGUCGACCAGUUAAGCCGAUACUUGAGCAGCUCACACGGUACUCGUCGACGCGCAGAUCGCACCCCUGUGUAUGGAAUAGCUGCUAUCGGCAGAUGCAUACGCGUUUACAAAUACGACGAUGUGAACCGGCAAGUUCUCGACUGGGCACCAAGGGGAAUGACACGGGGCGCAAUUUGGGAUGUGAAGGAUCAUGCCCGGCAAGUACAGCGUAUUUUGGAUCACAUACUCGACAAUCACUAG
Penicillium canariense is the source of this 537-nucleotide messenger RNA. RefSeq lists its product as uncharacterized. Bases 1 to 537 code for a protein of 178 amino acids. The record is from RefSeq and is a predicted model, not a curated record. The transcript has 2 exons. Lineage: Eukaryota; Fungi; Ascomycota; Eurotiomycetes; Eurotiales; Aspergillaceae.